AUGCCCUCCUGGGCCCUCUUGGCGGUCAUCUCCUACCUCCUCCCGGUCCCCCAAUACCUGGCACAAGUCACCAGCCAAGAUGCCUCCUCGCUGGCCUCGGACUCAGAGUCCCUGAACUGUUUCUCUCGAACCUUUGAGGACCUCACUUGCUUCUGGGAUGAGGAAGAGGGAGCGCCCAGUGAAAUGUAUCAGCUGCUGUAUGCCUAUCCGGGGGAGCAGCCCCGCACCUGCCCCCUGAGUUCCCAGCAUGUGAUGCCCUUUAGAACCCGCUACGUGUGCCAGUUUCCGGCCCAGGCUGAAGUUCGCCUCUUCUCUCAACUGCACCUCUGGGUGAAGAAUGUGUUUCUGAACCAGAAUCUGACCCAGCGGGUGCUCUCUGUGGAUGCUGUGGGCCUGCCAACUCCCCCCAGUCUCAUCAAGGCCAUGGGUGGGAGCCAGCCAGGGGAACUUCAGAUCAGCUGGGAGGCCCCAGCUCCCGAAAUCAAUGAAUUUCUGAGGCAUGAACUCCGCUAUGGCCCCAAGGACCCCAGGAACUCCACUGGCGCCAUAGUCACACAGCUGCUGUCCGCAGAAACCUGCUGCCCAGCUCGGCGGAGACCAAACCUAGCGGCAACCCUGGACCAGUCUCCAUGUGCGCAGCCCAUGAUGCCUCAACAGACUGGACCAGAGCAGACCUCCCCAACUAGAGAAGCUCCAUCUCUGACAACGAAGGGUGGCAGCUGCCUCAUCUCAGGACUCCAGCCUGGUAACUCCUACUGGCUCCAGCUACGCAGCCAACCUGAUGGGGUCUCUCUCCGUGGUUCCUGGGGAUCUUGGUCCCUCCCUGUGACUGUGGACCUGCCUGGCGAUGCAGGGGAAAUUGGACUACAAUGCUUUACCUUGGACCUGACGAAUGUUACCUGUCAGUGGCAACAGCAGAACCAUGCCAGCGCCCAAGGCUUCUUCUACCACAGCAGGGCACGUUGCUGCCCCAGAGACAGGGACCCCAUCUGGGAGAAGUGUGAAGAGGAGAAAAACUCAGGAUCACAGUCCUCCCAGUUCUCCCGCUGCCACUUCAAGUCACAAAAUAACAGUGCUAUUCACAUCCUUGUGGAGGUGACCACAGCCCAGGGUGCUGUUCACAGCUACCUGGGCUCCCCUUUCUGGAUCCACCAGGCUGUGCUCAUCCCCACUCCAAACUUGCACUGGAGGGAGGUCUCCAGCGGGCAGCUGGAACUGGAAUGGCAGCAUCCAUCAGCCUGGGCAGCCCAAGAAACCUGCUAUCAGCUCCGAUACACAGCAGAAGGCCAUCAGGACUGGAAGGUGCUGGAGCCACCUCUUGGGGCCCAGGGAGAGACCUUGGAGCUGCGCCCGCGCUCCCGCUACCGCGUACAGCUGCGCGCCAGGCUCCAUGGCCCCACCUUCCAAGGUCCCUGGAGCUCUUGGUCCGACUCAGUGAGGGUGGAGACGGCCUCGGAGACGGUCUGGAUCUUCCUGGUGACUGCUCUGCUCCUGGUCCUGAGCGUCAGCGCCCUCCUGGGCCUGCUGCUGCUGAGGUGGCAAUUUCCUGAGCACUACAGGAGCCUGAGGCAUGCCCUGUGGCCCUCACUUCCAGACCUACACCGGGUCCUUGGCCAGUACCUUAGGGAUACUGCAGCCCUGAGUCCGCCCAAGGCUGCAGUCUCAGAUGUCUAUGAGGAAGUGGAACCCAGCCUCCUUGAAAUUCUACCUAGAUCCUCAGAGAAGGCUCCCUUGCCCCUGUGUUCCUCUCAGGCCCAGUUGGACUACCGAGGAUUGCAGCCUUCUUGCCUGGGGACCAUGCCCCUGUCUGUGUGCCCGCCAAUGGCUGAGCCAGGGUCCUACUGUGCCACUCACAUCGCCAACCAUUCCUACUUACCACUCAGCUGCUGGCAGGUCCCUCGCUCCCAGUACCCUGGACAGAUCCAAACUCUCUAGCUCUCCCUCCUGAGCUCCCUAACCAUCCCAUCCCAACAACCAUCUCAGAUCUCACGUCCUUCCCUGUUGUCUGCCCUUCUGGCUGGACUUCAUAACACUGACCUUUCACCACUGCUGCGGGCAUCCAUCUGGGACUCUUUCUCCUCAGGCAAGGCUCACUUGACUAAGCCCCUCUAAAUUUCACCUCCUUUCUCUCUGCUCUUUAAUGCCAAAGUCCUUGAAAAGGAGCCUCCACUUCCCAACUCCCAUUUGCUCUUCAGACUGCUUCAAUUUAUUCCCCUGCUACCACUCUGCUAAUGAAACUACUCAGGCAAAGCUCACCUCAAGCUUUCUCAUCACAAGAUCCAAUCAGAUCUUGUUAAUCCUCAACAUGUUUAAUCUCUCUGUUGGCAUUUGUCAUGGUGACUACUUAUUUCGCCUUUAAAUUCUCUCCUCCAUGGCUUGCAUGCAUCACCAUCUCUCCUGGCUCUGCUUGGGCUUCUCUGAGUAUACUGAUAGUUGACAGCAUAAACUUUGUGGAGUCAGAGCUAGGUUCAAUUCCUAUCUUUCCCACUUGCUAGCUGUGUGACCUUGAAUAAAUAACUCAAAGUCUUUGAGCCUUAAUUUUCUCAUCUAUAAAAUAGGGAUAAUACAGAAUGCUAUAGAGUUGUAAAGAGUAUUUAGUGAGAUAGUCUAAGUAAAACACAGUGAAAGAGGGUUCCGGAUUAAUGUCAGCAGCAGUGCCAACAUAGUGCCAACUAAGACAUAGUGUUUGAGAUAUCUAGACUAGACUAUAAUAAUUAUUCCUUCCUAAUCUCUUAUCUUGGCAUAUCUUCCACUCCUUAAUUAUUGCAGUCACUUAAGAGUCAGUUCUUAAGUCUCCAACCCAUCUGCUCUCAUAGCCUUUCUUACAUGCUGAGCGUUCUAAAGCUCUUAUCUUCAACCCAGACUUUUACUAUAGCACCUGUAAUGCUUUAUGCAAAUAACUGUUUACAUGUCUGUCUCCCGUUACUAGAUUGUGAGCUCCUUCAGGGCAAGGGCUGUGAUUCAUUUGCCUUCCCCCUCCCCCACCCCCUAGCACCUAGAGUAGUGCUUGAUUCACGAUAGAAGGCCUCCAAUAAAUGUUUUCUAAAUGAAGGAAAUCUUUCUGGACAAUGCCACCUCAUCCCAUGCCAACCUCUCUCAUCCUCUAUGCCAUUCAUAUGCAGUGGUAAAUAUGCUUAGGCCAUUCUGAUUAUGGAUUCCCUGACCCAUUCAAAUUCUCAAACAAAUGGUAUUUUUUUGCUGACUCCAAACAUACCCACUAUAUCAGUCAGAGUCUUGGCAGAAAUAGAUGACACACACACACUCAACCUGGGUAUCUGGAUGAGAGUUUAAUAUAGGGCAUAUUUACAAAGAUGGGGCAGGAUUCAGUAAAAACAUCAAGGAAUAAUGCAGUGUCCUGGGGCUAACAACAACUGAGAGGUGGGGCCCACCCCUCCCCACCCUGGGUAUCAAGGGGUCACGGGAGAGAGUGGUUACAGAGAAGGCUGCCUGGCAGGAGCUGUGGCAGAGAGCUGCAGCCAGCCUGUGGGGAUGCGACAGUAAUGGAGC
Messenger RNA from Bubalus bubalis (water buffalo), 3507 nucleotides. RefSeq names its product MPL proto-oncogene, thrombopoietin receptor (gene MPL). Gene Ontology annotation, biological process: cytokine-mediated signaling pathway; positive regulation of cell population proliferation; hemopoiesis. NCBI's taxonomy places the organism in Eukaryota, Metazoa, Chordata, Mammalia, Artiodactyla, Bovidae. Gene Ontology annotation, molecular function: cytokine receptor activity; protein binding. The coding region runs from base 1 to 1935 and encodes 644 amino acids. Gene Ontology annotation, cellular component: membrane; external side of plasma membrane. The record is from RefSeq and is a predicted model, not a curated record. The transcript is spliced from 12 exons.